CUCUUAAAGUGAUGUUGCUCAUCGUUUCUGGCGUCAGAACCCAGUCUAACGUCCUCGAGACAUCAACUUAGCUCAGGUUGAGAUCGCCAUUGAGUAAUUUGAUCAAGUUGCAAAUAAAACAACGAAAAUAUUGACCCACGCCGCGAGACGAUCUCUGACAUGAUCGGUCGACCUUCUCGUUGCCACGAAAAGGACCAGUGAAAGAGAUUGAUCGGAACACACGGAACACACGGAACACACCCAAGGAUUCGGGCCAAUCUCGUCCUUCGCUCCUCUCCCCAUCAGGAUGGGCAAUCACGUCCAGAAAGAAUCUCCCAAUCGGUCCGCCCAACAUGACCAAUUGUCGGAGAAGGGGCGGCCCAAGAAACUUCCCCAAGACAUUCUGACAGACGAGGAGAUUGAUAACAUUCAGCAAACUUGGCCACACCUCAAGAAACACAUCAUUCCAAUCCUCACACAGGCCUUUUUGGAGCUGUUCACGGAAAAUCCAGAUGUGAAAGAUAAAUUUCUUGGAUUCCGGAACUACAGCAUCUCUGAUCUACAAAGACACGAGAAGGAAGGAGAGAACGCCCUUCAACGUCAUGUUCCACGUGUGGCUCGAGCUGUGGUCAAAGUGGUGUCCCAUGUUGCAAACCUCGAUGAUGUCCUCGACUACUUGGAGUGCGUGGGGAAGAUCCAUCAACGAAAUGGCAUCAUGAACCACGAAAUGAUUGCCUUGGGUCCGUUUUUCGUGAGUGCCGCAGUCCAAUACCUGCCCUCAAAACUUCGAGGUCGACAAGACAUUCAGGACUCAUGGAUCAGGCUCUUCAUGGUCAUGACCGAGCUCAUGAAGCGAGGGGCGGGUGACGUGGAAAUCGAGCUCUCCGACGACGAGAAAACCCACAUCAAGCGCACCUUCCAGCUCCUCAAGGCCAACCUGAAGGAAUUGGGCACGGCCACUUUCAUCAAUUUGUUCCAGAAUUACUCCACCUCCAAGAUGUUCUUCCCGACUAUCAAGGACUCGCCGCUCGAAGACCUGACCCUCAAUGAAGCCCUCCAAAACCACGGACUGAGACUGAUGAAGGUGAUUGAAAACGUGAUAGCCGAUAUUGACAACCCCCGGCAAGUGGACAUCUACCUGGCCCAAUUGGGCCAAAUGCACCAGACCAUGGGUCUGGAGAAGAAAUACCUGGACGUGAUGGGACCAAUCUUCUGCCAAUCCAUUCGAUCCGUCCUCCAAGAAGAAGGCGAAUGGAGCAUGGAUAUUCGCCACGCCUGGCUCCAUCUGUUCCGAGUCAUGGUUAUCAAAAUGAAGCGGGGAUUCAAAGUCUUCCCUGAAAUCAGUCCGAUCCAUGACAAUGAGGAGGACGAGGACGAGGACCAUCACGACCAUCAGCAACAACAUCAUGCACACCAUCAUCACGGAGAGACUCUCCUACCUGGGGAAGCAAAGCUCUUCAAUGGCAGUGGGGAACACGCCAAGAAGGAGAAGAUCAGUCACAACAACAACGGCCUUUAUCGAAAGAGACACAGCCAUCAUUCCGAAACCAGACGCAAAUCCAAUGUCUAGCCAGCCAACAUAUUCGCACCAUGAACAACUCGUUUCAUGAAAUAAUUAAUACCCUGUGUGGUGAAGCAAUUCUGUUCAGAGAUUAUCGUCCUAUUCUCCGUUAUUUGCACAAUAUAUUUCCUGACAAAGUGAUUCCUUAAUUAUAUGUCUUGGACUCCCUUCCA
Messenger RNA from Tigriopus californicus, 1713 nucleotides. RefSeq lists its product as uncharacterized. The transcript has 5 exons. Gene Ontology annotation, molecular function: heme binding; oxygen binding. Lineage: Eukaryota; Metazoa; Arthropoda; Copepoda; Harpacticoida; Harpacticidae. The coding region runs from base 287 to 1549 and encodes 420 amino acids. The record is from RefSeq and is a predicted model, not a curated record.